AUGAAUCCCAAUCAUCAAGGUCCAACAAAAUUUCUUCUAAAUACGAGCAACAUCGAAGUGAAGUUACUUAGUAAAACUAAUAAACACUGGUUUUGUGGAGGUCCAAGAAGUAUGGCAGCAGCUGUAAACUUACUCCUAAACGGAGAAGUCAUAGCUCUGCCUACCGAUACAAUAUAUGGCUUUGCUGCACUAGCUCAAAACCAGGAUGCCAUAGAGAAACUGUAUAAGAUAAAAAAACGCGACGAAAGUAAGCCUUUGGCAAUAUGUGUAUACAGUAUCAAAGAUGUUCAUAAUUGGGGAGUAGUAGAUACUCUGCCGACACGUUUCCUAGAGGAUCUUUUACCUGGACCUGUUACAGUUGUAUUAAAACGAACAGCCAAUUUGAAUCCUGGUUUAAACCCAGGUAUCGACAAUGUCGGCAUUAGAGUCCCAAAUUCGAAGUUUAUAAGGAAUGUUGUAAAAAUGAUUAAUCAGCCUUUGGCUUUGACUAGUGCGAACGAGAGUAAUAAGCCGAGCUCGUUGCAUCCUAAAGAGUUUGAGGAACUAUGGCCACAGUUAGGAGGAAUCUUUUAUCCAAUACAAGACGAACAUGUUAAAAGAGAUAGUAAGAGAGUAGGGUCAACGGUCGUAGACUUAUCCAUAUAUGGAAAAUUUAAAAUACUGCGUCCGGGCGUUGCACACAAAUCUGUGGUGGGUGCUUUAAAAAAUCGUCAAUGGGUCCAGGAAGAAGAUUCGCAGUAA
Cephus cinctus (wheat stem sawfly) is the source of this 741-nucleotide messenger RNA. It is a transcript of the gene Tcs1, whose product is annotated as yrdC domain-containing protein, mitochondrial. NCBI's taxonomy places the organism in Eukaryota, Metazoa, Arthropoda, Insecta, Hymenoptera, Cephidae. The record is from RefSeq and is a predicted model, not a curated record. Gene Ontology annotation, cellular component: cytoplasm. The transcript has a single exon. Gene Ontology annotation, molecular function: nucleotidyltransferase activity; tRNA binding; double-stranded RNA binding. Gene Ontology annotation, biological process: regulation of translational fidelity. Bases 1 to 741 code for a protein of 246 amino acids.